Messenger RNA from Phragmites australis (common reed), 453 nucleotides. Its product is annotated as malate dehydrogenase, glyoxysomal-like. Bases 1 to 453 code for a protein of 150 amino acids. The record is from RefSeq and is a predicted model, not a curated record. NCBI's taxonomy places the organism in Eukaryota, Viridiplantae, Streptophyta, Magnoliopsida, Poales, Poaceae. Gene Ontology annotation, molecular function: L-malate dehydrogenase (NAD+) activity. Gene Ontology annotation, cellular component: chloroplast; cytoplasm. The transcript is spliced from 2 exons.
AUGGGCACCUUGGCCUUCCGCUGCUCGUGCAUCCGCGCCAGUGCAAUUAUGAAUUGGAUCAGCAACCCAGUGCACUCAACCGUCCCCAUUGCCGCAGAGGUUUUCAAGAAAGCUGGAACUUAUAAUCCCAAACGUCUCCUUGGAGUGGCAAAACUUGAUGUUGUGAGGGCUAACACUUUUGUGGCUGAGGAGCUUGGAGUUGAUCCAAGAAAUGUCAGUGUUCAUGUUGGUUGUGGAGAGCUCUUUCUUGUUACCGACAUGUCGAACCUACCUUCAGCAGCAGUUAAAAUGUCUAUCAUUAGAGAAAGGAAGAUUCAAUCAGGAUUACAGAUGAUGAAGUCCAAGCUCCCAACUGCAAAAGCUUGCUUCACAGUUUGUCAGGAAUUUCAGCAAUACUACUCGCAGCAGAAGCGUGGUGGUGGGCUUCGGUUACUCAGUUGUCAGAUGAGAUGA